AUCGCCCCAAAAUUCAAAAACCAUAUCCUAUAAAUAUAUGGACCAUUAACAGCCACUUUCCUCGAUCCCUCUAUUUCACCGGCCAUGGCUACGGUAUGUAGCAGGCAGCUCUUCCUGCAUCUAAGAGGAUUCGUCGGCUCGAAGCUGCCAUUUUCGUCGGCUCUGGUUAGUCCUCGAUUUCACUUACCGGAAAACAAGAAAAAUUGGGGUUCGAGACUAGUUUUAACUGGUGAAUUUACCGGCUGUGUUGUUCCUCGAGCAUCUCCGACGAACGGAAACAUCACUCCAGCCGGAGACGAUGAAGAAGGAGUGUCUUUGGGAACGAUGAGACUGCCUAUGAAUACCGAUCUCGAUAGAUUUGAAGCCUUGCUGUUUCAGUGGGCCAACAGUUUAUCCCAAGGUGCCCAAUUACCACUUCCCAUGCCUCUAAAGGUUGAUAAAAUCCAAGGAGGAGUAAGGCUCGGGUUCAUUACAAUUGGGGAUGGAGUCACGGAGGUCCCUGUGUACAUAGACUGUUUGGUUUUUCCGGCAGUUGCAGGUUCAACGCCCGUUUUUCGAGCCGUAAGAGAUGGGCCGAUGAAAGACCGGUCACCUCCCGGAGAACCGAGAAUCAUGAAAAGCCUUCUUGCUGCCCUUAAAAAAUCGGUUGAAUUAGCUACACUUUGAAACCGUUUCUUUUCUUUUUAUGUUACUUUUUGCUUGCAUAUGUCUUUAUACAAUUACGUUUACAUAUUUGGUUGUCGGUAAGAAAUUGUUGGUGUUUUAACCCCACUCGUUUUAACCGUUUUAUCAAGAUUCUUAAACCUAAUGAACUUGGGUUUAGAAGUC
This is a messenger RNA of Cynara cardunculus var. scolymus (artichoke), 828 nucleotides long. RefSeq lists its product as uncharacterized. Lineage: Eukaryota; Viridiplantae; Streptophyta; Magnoliopsida; Asterales; Asteraceae. The transcript is spliced from 3 exons. Gene Ontology annotation, cellular component: chloroplast thylakoid membrane; chloroplast stroma. The record is from RefSeq and is a predicted model, not a curated record. Bases 85 to 666 code for a protein of 193 amino acids.